Cuscuta campestris is the source of this 2787-nucleotide messenger RNA. NCBI's taxonomy places the organism in Eukaryota, Viridiplantae, Streptophyta, Magnoliopsida, Solanales, Convolvulaceae. The record is from the annotation of a GenBank genome assembly.
AGAAGAUGAUGGAAGACAAUCAUAAUAAUAAGAUUGUUAGUAAUGUUUUUGAGAGCAGGGGAAGGAAGAGAUUGAUUAUUAGAUGGUUGUUGGAGAGGGGAGUGAUGAGACUGGGAAGGAAUGUUAUAAUGAGUGCUGCGGUCGUCUCAUCUGCGCCGUUGGUUCUCCCUCCGCUCUUGGCCAUUUCCGCCGUGGGAUUUGUGGUGUGGGUCCCAGCUGGUGUUGUGGUUGCUGGGUAUGCUGCUGUUGAGAAGCUCAUGGCCACCCUGCUGCCACUUCCCCAACUCCCUUCUUCUUCUUCUACACCUCAUGAUGAUGAUGAUGGUGGUGGUGAGAAAGAUUUUGGUGAAGAGGGAGAUGAAGAGGGUUUUGCCACUGAUGAGAAUUUGACAGAGGGAGUUGGUGAAUAUUUGAAGAGAGAUGAUGGAGGGGGCAAAGAUGUCAUUGGUGAAUAUGGGAAUUUGGAGGAGAAAGGUUGUGAGGAUGAUGGUGGGAAAUGGUUGGAGGGGGAAUGUGAGGAGGGCAAAGAUGUAACUUAUGAAUAUGGGAAUUUGGAGGAUAAAUGCUAUGAAGAUGAUGGUGAGAAAUGGUUGGGGGGAGAGUGUGAGGAGGGCAAAGAUGUCACUUAUGAAUAUGGGAAUUUGGAGGAGAAAGGCUAUGAAGAUGAUGGUGAGAAAUGCAUCCAAGGAGAAGAAGGCGAAGCCAUGGAGAUCACAACUUGUGUAAAUUUGGAAGAGGAAUACAAUGUGGAGGACAUUAGCAAGAGCUUGGAGGAGGGAGGACACGCGGAGGACAAAUAUUUGAAUUUGGAGGGUGCCGGCGAAUGCUUGGAGGGAGGAGAGCAAUGGGGCUUUGAAGAAGACGGGGAUUUGGUAGAACGAGGAGAAGAAGGUUACAUGGAUGAAGUUAAUGAUCUCUUGGAGAAAGAAGAUGAUGAGGGAGGAGGACAAGGAGACCAGAAAGAGAUCGGGAUUGAUGAAGGUUUGGAGGAAGGGUACAAGGGAGAUGAUGGUGAUGAUGGAGAAUACUUGGAGGGCAAAAAUGAGAUCAACAAUAAUGCUCAUAGUUUGAAGGAAGGUUAUAUGGGGGAACAAAAUGAAAGUGAGGAAGAGGAUUUGAAGAAUGUUUCUAACCCAUAUGCAUCAUAUGGAAGGGAUUAUUCUGAAUGUAGUGUUGAGUAUACCUGCACCAUUUCUGCAGAAGAAGAAAUUGCAGGGAAGCAGGAGGGUUCUCUGGGAUCACACGCAGCUGAACGCAGCAACGAUGUCGAAACUAAAGAGAGUGCAGAUGAACCAUCCACUGAGGUUAUGGCCAUGAUAAGUGAGGAGAAGAUACGGGUUGAAUUGGAGAGGGAUCUUGCCGCCAAAGGUGUUAAUGAAGAGCAUUGUGAACGCGUGGAUGGAGAGGGGAAGGUGAUUGACAUUGAUGAGAAUGUGGAGGAAGAAAGUUAUGUGGAGGAAUAUCUAGAGAGUGAACACGGAGAGGGAGAAGAUGUUGCCAUUGAUGAGGAUUUGAGAAAGGGGUGUUAUGUGGAGGAAGCUCGUGAAUAUUUGAAGGGAGAAGACGAGGAGAACAUAAAUGAGAAUUUGGAGAAGAAGAAAGGUUGUGUGGAGAAGAAAGGUUAUGAGGAUGAAGAAUGUGAGGAGGAGAAAGAUGCCAUUAAUGUAUAUGAGAAUUUGGAGAAGAAAGGUCAUGAGAAUGAUGGUGGGAGAUGCAUUGAAGGAGAGCAAGGUGACACCAAAGGGAUUAAAACUUGUUUGAAGUUGAAAGCGGAAUACAAUGUGGAGGACGACAGAGAUGUGAAUUUGGAGGAGGGGUAUAAGGAGGGUGUCGACAAAUACUUGGAGGGAGAGCAACGGGGAUUUGAAGAGAUCGUCCCCGUUGAUGGGGAUUUGAUGGAAGGAGAAGGUUAUAUGGAGGGAGUUGAUGAAGGAGAAGGCUUUGAAGACAAGGAAUACUUGGAGGGAGGAGCACAAGGAGACCGAAAAGAAAUUGCCAUUGACGAAGGUUUGGAGGAAGGCUACGAGGGAGAUGGUGGAGAAUACUUGGAGGAAGAACAAGGUGGUGCCGCCAUUGAUUGGAAUUUGGAAGAUGGCGAACGCUCGGAUGACAAAAACGAGACCAACAAUGCUCGUAUUUCGAAGGUUGAAGUUGAGCAAGAGUCACGUUGUGGCAUUGGCGAAAGCCUCAUACAAAAGGAUGAGCCAAAUACGAAUGAGGAAGAGGAUGUGGAAAUGGACAUUAGUGUAAAAGAUGAUGUCAAUGCACAAGCAAGUGAGGAAAGUGUAGCCGAAACCGAGAAGCAAAGAAGCGUGGGAGAAGAUUUGAAGAACGAUUCUGCCCCGUUGGAAUCCGGACGGAAAUACGUAUCAGAUGGAACGGGUUCUGAACCUAGCAGUACUGAUGACUAUACAUGCACCCUUGUUUCUAUGGAAGAAGGAAAUGUAGGGGAGCAGGAGGGUUCACUGGGAUCUCACACACUGGAAUGCAGCACCAGUAUCAUCAAAACUAAAGAGAGUGCAGAACCAUCCAAUGAGGUUAUGGGCACAAUGAGUGAGGAGAAGAUAUGGGAACAAGUGAGUGCAAUAAGGGCAAUCUUGGGAUACAAAGAUGCAAAACAAAGAUCCACUGUGGAUGAGAUAAAAGCUCUGUUUGUGUUCAUUGGAGUUGAGCCACCAUCACCAUUUGAUGACCCUUCACACCUCACAGAUGUCUAUCAGAAGCUUAAGAUUUUGAUGUCAAUUGUGGGAACCAAAUAGCCACUUAGCUGUGGACUUCAAUUUUUUU